Hylaeus volcanicus is the source of this 4779-nucleotide messenger RNA. RefSeq names its product gamma-tubulin complex component 6 (gene Grip163). Lineage: Eukaryota; Metazoa; Arthropoda; Insecta; Hymenoptera; Colletidae. Gene Ontology annotation, biological process: mitotic cell cycle; meiotic cell cycle; microtubule nucleation. The transcript is spliced from 12 exons. Gene Ontology annotation, cellular component: spindle pole; equatorial microtubule organizing center; gamma-tubulin complex. The record is from RefSeq and is a predicted model, not a curated record. Gene Ontology annotation, molecular function: gamma-tubulin binding; microtubule minus-end binding. Bases 302 to 4774 code for a protein of 1490 amino acids.
GAAAGCAUUGUAUACAAUUGUUCCUUUCGGAACUAUGAAUAUUAUUGAAAUAUUAAACUUCCAAACAGAAUGUGAUCUCAUCAGUGAUCUUAUCUUACGAGUAAAAAACGUUCCUAUUUUAAUCGUAUCCUGAUUAUUUUGGCUUUGAAGUAACUGGUCAAAAGUAUACAAAUGCAGCAUACUUGCUCUCGCGUUUCUCGACUUUCUGUGUAUAUAGAGGAGAAGUAUUGUUUUCAUACUGUGUUAGGUGAUUCAGUGUCUUAGUUACCAUCAAGAAUUAUAUAUGUAAAUACAUACAAUCAUGAAUGACAACGGCGAUGCUGAUAUUUACGGUCUCGUUACCGAAUUGAGCAGACACAUAUUACACGUGUAUAGACAACCUUUUCAUCGAAAUGCUCAAUUUAAUCACGACUACGAUGUCAAAACAAUUAAACGUCUUCGGACCAAAGCUUUUGAAAUACUACUUAAAAAAGCUGACAAGAGAACUCUUAGUCAAGAUUACACAGAUUUUGAUGAGAUAGAUCCAGUAAUAGAAAUACAAAAGCAUAUUUUUGUGAUGAAAUUGGGGUUAAAGCGUACAAAUGAUGCUACUACAUUAGAACAUCUCUUAGAAGAACUUGUAGAGUCUUCGUGUUUAAAUACAGCAAUAUGUUCUGUGCUACAACUCUUAGUUCAAUUGAAAGAUUAUAGCAUUGCUCCAGAGCCAAUUACAAAUAUAUUUUGCUAUGGAAAAAGUAAUCCUGUUACACCAGAAAUAACAUAUGGUACAGAGGCGGCAUCAUCGUUUCAAAUAUAUCCCAUGGAAUGUUUUAUAGCAUCCGAUAGAUUUGAAGCAACAUUGAAAACGCAAAAGCAUCAAAUUACACAGGUGAUACCCACAACUGUUAUAAAUGGAUUGUAUUUUUUACACGAGGCAAUAAAAUCCAAAGGCAUCAUUGGAACUGAAUCUAUAGAUAUAUCUUUUGCACCUGAUUUUAUGUCCACUCAUGUAUUUGAUACAGUGUCAUCGCGGACGUCGAUAUUUUCAAAUCAACAUUUUAUAAAAAAUUCAAACUUGGAUCCAUACAUUCUGCAGGAAAUAGUGACUUAUGAAGGCGACAAUGAAAAUGUACAUGUUUCUCCUUCUGACAGGGGACUCGUACCGAGUUAUUCAUAUUCCCCUUUUGCAUGUAUAGAUGCAGUUGGUGUAGAAAAUGAAAGUCUUAUAGAAACGUGGAAGUCUUCUGAUCGUAGCGUUAUCGACGAAAUAAAUAACACCAUAGAUUCUUGGAAUUGCGUAUGGAAUCAGGUCGAUAUCACCGAUGCAUCUCCUUUAAAUCAUCGAACAUGGGAACAUUUUGGAGAGUUACAACCUAAGAAAGAAUCAUUGUUCUUGACUGACUUACCCACAGCUGGAAUACAUUUGGCAAAAAUCAAACAAAUGAACAGUUUACCACUGCUUUCAGAAAAAAUAAUGAGCUCUGUACACCUGCUCGAAGAAAUUUCUACUGAAAAAUUUGUUAAUGAUGUAAAGUCGAUGUUACUUGGGAUAGAGUCAAGUACCUUUGACUACACUGAUACGACGGGAUUCACUAUACGAGAAAAUAUCAGCGUAUAUGGUGUGUGCUCAGAAUCGUUAGCAAAAACGUGCCAAGAAGCUAUUAAUUGGGGCAAUUGUUUCAAAUUCUUAUCGCAUUUAGUUACACCUAAAUUGCAAAGUGGAAAGUUACUACAAGAAGGGCUUAUAUUCAAGACUAUGUGUUCGAAUAUCAAAGAACUACUACUUUAUUAUCAUGCAGCACUUCUAAGAAUUUUCACUUGCGAAAAUAAGUCAGGGAGACUACUGAGGUUGCUUCAGAAAGUACGUCCAGUGGCUACCUUAAUCACUAAAGUUGCUAAGCUUUGCGAACCUUAUAAGAGGGACCAGUGCACGCUUCGAGAAGGAAGCAGUAUUCUCACUAGAAUUUACAAUGAAGCAAUUAAAGUGACGGAUAACAGGAUUGCCUUAGUAUUCUAUUCUUUGUUAAAGUCCUGUUGUGAAGUUUAUUUUCGGUUUUUGCAGAAGUGGAUGUUUGAGGGUAUAUGCGAUGAUAUUUACGGUGAAUUUAUGAUUAAAACGGAACCACAGUAUUUACGGAAUAGGGGGCAUACAUUUUGGACGAAAAGUUUCAGGGUGAGCAACGAAGCUGUUCCAGGUUUUUUAACCGAUUUAGUAGAAUCAAUACUCCAAUGUGGAAAGACAGUUAGACUUCUUAGAAUAUGCGAUUCCAAGAAUCCUGUGUGCCAUGUUUGUAUAACCGAACAACCUGAAGUAAAGGUUUGCUUGAGUGUAACCGCGCUAUCCGAACAAUCAUCGAGAUGUCGAGAAUAUGAAAAGAAAGGUAAAUCUGCGCUUGGUCCGAUACUUUCCAUUUCCACAGCUAUUCUAGACCAAAAACAAUUGGAAAGAAAAAUAGCAGAAUUUGUCGUCUGUGCUCAACGUAGCGCAAUGUUGAAAAUUCGAGAGGAACGGGAUGACGCAUUGAGAAAAGUAGCGCAAGCUAAACGCAAUGUUCCGAUAAGUUUAAAAGAACAAUUUUCGAUUGACAAUGCGCAACAAAAGAAGAUAGAAAACGAAUCAUUGAACAAAACUGAACAUAAUAAACAAGAAAGUGCGACGCAAGAGAACGCACGAUGCGUUGAACGAGCAAAUAUUUUGAAUUACUAUGAGGAUCUAACUAAUCAUAUUGAUAAACGUUUCAUGCGUUCUCGUUGGCGUACUAAGAGAAUGAAUCUUUUUGACGAGAGAGUGGAUGCAUUAACUUCGGCGAACAGAGAUGCACAGGCUCGAUUGAGAAUCACCGAAAAAACUGAUUCUUUAACGAGAUUAGGUUCCUUAGCGGAAACUCCAAUUUCAUUUGAAGAUGAAAAUAAAAAUUACUCGAGAACACCUCAUCAAACGUUUAUUAGAACUACGUCUGAUGAAAUGACAAAAUCAACUGUUGAAACUGGCCGAGAUUUGCGUCAAGGUCGACGCGAACACAGAACAAGCAACAAUAACGAAGAAACCGAUGCUCAUGAUUUUUUGAAUAAUCAAAGACUAGAAGUAUUAAACGAGAGAAUUUUAUCAAAACUAUCACAAAAUAGAAGUACAGUGGGAACAAUCAUAUCUACAGAUAUCGAUAAGUUACAUAUCGCGACACCUCCCAUAAACAAAAAGUCAGAUGAAGAUUUGAAAAAUUUAUCUGUCUAUCGUGUAAAUCCUUCAUGGACAAUUGAAAGGCCCAGUUUUCUAAAUAUUUCCAAAAUCAAUAAUACAACAGAGUUGCAGGUUAGUAAGCACGCGUGGCCUGUACAAGGUAAAAUGACACCAAAUAACAACCAACUCGACGUACAACAAAUCAGGCUUGCACAUAAUAUGAAUGACCUGACGAGAAUGACUGUCGAUGAUGCUAAAAGUAUCACGAAUUUAAAUGAAAGAAAUGAUUUAGAAACACCGAUGUCAUGUACUACAGAUAAUUUUGCUUCGGCGAUACAGAGUCCUAUGUCGCAAACGCAAAAUUCGGACGAUCGAUCUCCUAUGGAAAUCUCAAACUCUGAUACACAUAUCUCCAGUUCUCCGCGAACGUUUACGAAAUCACCUUUAGUCAUAGAGGAAGAUUCAACAUUUCCUGAUCUAUUCGUGUUAGCGCGGGAGGAGUCGACCUCUACGGCGUCAAUAACAGCUCCUUUGACCGUUGCCGAUGUCGAGUUAAUCGAUCAUACUUCCCUUCAAGCUUACCUCGAAAAGUCAAUUCGUAUUCCACUUAACAUACAGAGCUGCCUAAUUAACAACGCUGUCAUUAAAUAUUUUCUCAAGGAAAACAAUUUGCUGCUGCAUUUCCAUAGUCUGCGCAGCUGCUUUUUCUUGUUGAACGGAGAAUUUGCUAAGAGCUUGACGGACUCGCUUUAUACUCGCGUGUACGAGAUUCCGAGACCCGUUGAACUGUUUAAUUCUGCUACGUUAACGAAUAUUUUGGAACGAGCACUUGUUAAUUCAUUCAACAGUGUUUAUGUUAACUCGGAGCUCCUCAGUCUCUCGGCGACGGACACACCAACACAGUUGCAUCUAUCCGAUCCUUCUGCAUUGGAUUCUAUUUCUCUUAAUUACAAAAUAAGCUGGCCAUUGAAUAUUAUACUUGAUGAUACAGUCAUGCAAAAAUAUGGCAAAGUAUUUAAAUUUUUAAUAACGAGCGGUCGAGUUUCCUGGGUGUUGCAAGAAGACUUCAGUAUCAUGAAGAGAGAUCGAAAAGCAGUUACAUCGCAACAGUACCAUAAACUGCAAUUGUACAGGCAUUCAAUGACGCAAUUUAUGAAUGCUUUGCACAAUUAUUUAAUGUGUAGCGUUUUAUAUUCGAGCUGGACUGAGUUUGAAAAGGACUUGGAAAAUUCUGUAACGGUGGAUCAAAUAUAUUUGUCACACGUGCAUUAUAUAAAACGAAUACUUUCGAGAUGCAUGCUUAACUCUCGCAGCGAAAAAGUACGCGUAUGUUUGAACAAUAUAUUUAAGGUUAUUUUGAAAUUUCACAAUAGAUUGCGGUCUCAAAGCUGGAUUUUGAGAUCUACAGGAUAUGUACACCCGAAUUUUAAAAAGCUGGAACAAAUGUACCGAUCAUUCUGUGAAUUACGUGCGUACAUGGCACACGUUGCGUAUAAAUUAGCUACCAGCGGAUAUCAGCCGCAUCUAAUGCAUUUCUUAAAUGCUCUUAACAUUAACCAAAUGUAUGACUUGACUGUUAAGACUUAUCGUGGUUCCACAGGUCCAUCGGAAUUAUAAUGAAU